GUGAAGAUGGCCGCCAGUGACUUCUUGGUGGCUCUGGCCCGCACCCACUUCUACUUCGUCAUGGCUGAGCUGCAGAGCCACCUGAAGGUGGUGGGGAAGGUCCCUGAUGAGGCUGUGCUCGUCACCUUGGGCAAGAUGGCUGGCAGCUAUGCCCUGCGCUGUGUCCCCUUCGCGGGAGCGACGCUGCUGGCCCUGCGCAGGACGCUGAGCCGGGCAGGGAGCGGCCGGACCCUGCGCAUCAUCUGCGGGGUUCUGGAGCGAUGGUCCAAGGGCAUCACCAUGUACUUGUGCAGCCAGAAACGACACCCCUUUCCUCAGAGCAGGGCAGCACAGCUCUGUGGAGACCUUUACCCGCUCUUCCAUCACGCAGUGGUAAAUUGGCUGGGCUGCAAGGAGGAACAGGAUAAUCGGGCUGUCCUGGGUGCGGUGGCUGCCAUGGUUGGUGUCCUUGUGUGUGAGGAGCGGCACUGCCAGCGUGCCCGGGAGCAGCUCCUCCGGCUCCUGCGCCAGCACCAGCGGGUCCAGGACACCUCCCGGGUCACCGAGAACCUCGGCCACGUACUGCAGAUGCUGGGGGGAGGUCAGACCCCAACCCCACGGGGCUCAGCUCUCGCCCCCCACACCGCUGGGCACCAGCAGGUAAGGGGAGCCUGCGGGGCAGGGCAGGGUGUCCCUCCGCCAGGACCACCUGCAGACCAGCACGCCAGGGUGUGAGCCAGGUGCCACGGAGGUGCCUUAAGG
Columba livia (rock pigeon) is the source of this 741-nucleotide messenger RNA. RefSeq names its product maestro heat-like repeat-containing protein family member 2A. The transcript has 5 exons. Gene Ontology annotation, cellular component: cytoplasm. NCBI's taxonomy places the organism in Eukaryota, Metazoa, Chordata, Aves, Columbiformes, Columbidae. The record is from RefSeq and is a predicted model, not a curated record. Bases 7 to 714 code for a protein of 235 amino acids.